AUGUCGUCAGCCUCCGUCACGUCUCCUACCUCCCCUGUUCCGCAGCGCGAUAUCCGGUCUGCAUCGCGGCCAUUCAAGCGCGAUAAGGACCACGGCUCCAAAUGGAGCAUGGGCAUGCGUCCCUCUGCUGGUGUUCGGAUCUCCUACAACAAUCUGACAGUUGAGGACUCUGAUGGGCUUGUUGGAGGUAGUUCUUCUCAACGCGAGAAGGUGCGCCCUCAUAAGCAGUGGAGUCAGAUGACGUCCGAUUACAAGUCUCACGCCAACAAAACUCCAAAACCAACCGCCCAUGCCUCCUGGACCGCUGGCAAUGCUUCCGGCCGUGUCGUGCGUAAAGUCGACGCCCAGCUCGAGGCCCAGUCCAACUCCCGCUCCGAUCUAUCUCGUUCCCUCCUCGACCUCCUCCCUCAGCACAAUCAAAAGUCGUCUUCCAGCAUCCAGACUGCGAUCCGUGCAUCGGGUGAUGAGGGAAUCCUCUAUUCCUUUGACAGCAAGGGAAAAAGCCCGGGUCAGAAGGGUCGAGAAGUCGAUCUCGGGGGCUUGGUGGAGAUGGCGGAGCAGAAGUUUUUGAAUGAGCAGACGGAACGCAUGAUUAAGGAGGACUACGAGGUUCUUGAUGCGGAUGGGGAGAGUGUUGUGCUUGCGAGUGGAAAGGGAAAGCGUAAGGGGAGUCCGAAAAACAAUGCUGUCAAAACCGAGGUGAAGGUCGAAGAUGACGAUGAUGGGUUCGAACUCAUCUAA
Molecule: messenger RNA, 741 nt
Organism: Amorphotheca resinae ATCC 22711
Lineage: Eukaryota; Fungi; Ascomycota; Leotiomycetes; Helotiales; Amorphothecaceae
Exons: 2
Coding region: 1-741 (246 amino acids)
Source: RefSeq, a predicted model, not a curated record